CACAGUGGUUGGAGUUUGCGCAGUGAGUGGUCCUGUAUAGGCGAGCGGCGUGUAGUGAACAGUCUGGUCAUCACCAUGGAUCCGGCCUGGCGUCAGCAGGGUCGGGGUCGUGGCCGGGGUCAGCCACAGGGUCAAACGUCGCGACCUCAGAGAGAGAGGGCAGCAGGCCCGGCAGCAGAAUCCCCUAAGGCUCCUAGUGGUGUGUGGGCUGGAGAUGGGAGGGGGAGAGGAGGAGACGGGCGGGGGAGAGGAGGAGACGGGAGAGGAGGAGACGGGAGGGGGAAGAACACUACUGCUCAGCUACAGCCUGUUAACAGAGGGAAGAACAUGGUAGCACCUUCACAACACACUGCAUCGAGCCAAUCCAAGUUUGAGGAGAUCAGGAAGUCCAACCAGGCUGCUGCUCAGCGAUUGGCUCAGAGCCAGUACAGCUCCUCCUCAGACGAUGAUGUCGAUGAUAUAGUCGAUGAUGGUGGGAAGGUCCAGGGGAAGGACGGUAAACGAGGGCAGAUUCUGGCCUCGACGCUCACCACCUACACGGACCAGACUGGUGAGACGACACAUACUGAUGUGUGGCUCGUGCUUUAG
Molecule: messenger RNA, 588 nt
Organism: Salvelinus sp. IW2-2015
Lineage: Eukaryota; Metazoa; Chordata; Actinopteri; Salmoniformes; Salmonidae
Product: NF-X1-type zinc finger protein NFXL1
Exons: 3
Coding region: 76-588 (170 amino acids)
Source: RefSeq, a predicted model, not a curated record